CAUUUUGUGUCUGGACAGCUAUCGAAGGUGUACAAAGCUAUCGUCAUUUACUUCUAGUUCUAAACUCUAGUCUUCUAUUUCAAAAUAGGAGAGAAGAAAUAAGAAAAUGGAAAAACGCUUUGGAAAGAAAUUUCUUAGGCCAACAAUUCUAGACGAAAUCCAUAAAAUCUUUCAAAAAUACCCAUACGAUGGUGGUAUUUUAAAGGAAAUGAUUCAGAAUGCUGAAGAUGCAGGAGCUAAAAAUGUUAGUUUCAUUUUUGAUUGCAGAACAUUUGAUAAGAAAUCGAGCUACGAAACCAAUGAACAAGCUUCACUUCAACAACUUCGUUCCAUUGUUUCUUUUAAUGAUGCUCGUGUUACUGCAGAAGAUUGGAAAGGCAUACAAUCAGUUGGUCUUAGUAAUAAGGACAAGAAAGCUUAUAAAGUUGGUAGAUUUGGUUUAGGAAUGAAGUCUCUUUUUCAUUUAACAGACUGCAUACAAAUUAUAAGCGGAGAAGAUGUUUUAUAUCUUGAUCCUUCAUGCAAGUAUUUCAAAGACGAAAUUCAUCAUUAUGAUCUUUCAGAAAUGCUUUCGAAAUGCCCUGAAAAGAAAAGGGAGCUUGAGGAAGCUAGCAAAUUAGUAGCCGAUUAUGAUACCCGCUAUAAUGAAGAUUAUCCAUUUACUAUGUUUCGUUUACCAUUAAGAAAUCAACCAUCUGAUGUAUCUGAUCGAGUUCUUUCCGAUUCAGAUAUUAUUGAAUUAUUUGACCAGUUUAUCGAAGAUGGAUCUAAUAAUCUGUUGUUUCUUAAAUAUCUGCAAUCUAUCAGACUGUAUCGGCUUUCAGAUUCGGGAUCGGCACUACUUUGUAGCAUAGAAAUUACACUAACUGAAAAUAUUCAAAGACAAAGAUUAAUUUACAGAGAAAGUCUGGAAAAUUCUAAACCAUUUCAAAUAUGCUAUGAUUCUUGUUUCAUCAUACAAAAUGGAACAACAAGGAAAGUUGAGAGAUAUCUUGUUGUAGUUCAACAAAAUUUCGAUAAUUCUGAUAUUAAAACACUAUCAAAUAAACUUCACUAUCAACCUUGUGUGGGUUUAGCCGUUCCCCUUGAUCAUUCCCUUUUAGGGGAAGGAUCAUUGUUUACCUUUCUUCCAUGUAGUACAAAUAUAGCAUAUCCUAUUCAUAUUCAUGGAUAUUUUGCUUUAAAUGAUAGUCGAUCUGGUCUGAAAUUCUCAAAGAUAAUGAAUGAUGACGAUUCGAAAUGGAACAUUUUAAUGCUUAAACAUCUACUACCGAAAGUUUACAAUCAAUUAUUUACUUCUCUGUCGGAGUAUAAAUCAGUUGAUAAAAUCAUUGAAUUUUUCCCACCUAGUUCUUCAAAUGAUCCUCUCUGGUUGAUAAGUUCAAAUGAAAUAAUCUCUAACCUACUUAGUUGUAAAUUCAUAUCGGGUUCAUUGAAAAAAACAACACCCAUAAAUACUAAAUUUAUUAUCGAUGAUGAAUAUGCUCAAUUUAAAAUUGAAAUUCUAAAAGCUUCGAAUGAAAACUUCGUCGUUCUUAACAAAGAAACUCUACAGACGUUGCGAACUUUUUUCAAAGGCCAUUUCGUAUGUGAAGUUCAAAUAAAAGAAGUAAUUCUUCAGUUACAGGCACGGAACUGUUGGAAAAACUUUAUAUCGGCUAAAACAAAAAUAGGGAUUCUUGAAUAUCUAUUAGAUUUAAAUUUGGAUGUCUCAAACUUGGAGCUUCUUCCAGUAAAAGAUUCAAAAUCUAAUGUAUCUUUCAGUACAUUUAAAAGGCAUAUUUUCUAUAAUUACAUCUAUUAUCCAUCAAACAACUUAGAUGUAAUACUGAAUGGCGUGGGAAUUGAUUUUAUUGCAGCAAAUUCUUUAACAGAAAAAUGUAAAAGACUAAUUGAAGAUAUGGCUCUUAAACAGAAUUAUCAGCUUAGAAAUAUGGAUAUCUCUAAAUUCCUAUCAUACGUAGAGCAUAUGGAAGAAGAGUUUCAGGAUCAUUCGUGGCUGGAACUAUUUAUCAACUAUAUAUUAAAAGAGCGCCUUAGUAUCGUUACAGGAAAAUUUGAUAACUUGCCUGUGAUAAGACUAACAACUAAUGGAAAAGAUUUUAAGAGCUAUGCAGUAAAAAAUCUUCCAGCUAUUUUUGACGAAGCAAUAGAAAGAAGAGUUGAUAAAAACAUUUUACAAGCAUUUGGUAUAAUAUUGGUUAAGAGUGUGUCAAAAAUAUCUAUACCUUUUUUGAACAUAAGAAAAUCCAAUAACAAUCCUAUUAUAUUCAAUAAUGUUUGCGAAAGAUUGUUUCAAAAUUUAUUCUCCAGUGAUUUUGUAAACACAGGUCAACAUUUAUCAAAUUUGUUUGGUAAAAUGAACAAUCCAAAAGCAAGCGACGUAUUAAACUAUCUUUCUUCCAAUGUUAAAAGUAUACAAGCACUAUCUGCAAAGAUACAAGUUCAAUGGGAAGGACUAAAAAUAUUUCCCCAAUACGAAAGGGACAUAUAUGUUUCGUCCACUUUAACUAAUCAAUUUAUAGAGUGUGUUCCCUUUCCAACAAAAGUAGACCUAAUUAAAAAAUGUGACGAAGUUGAAACACUUAAACAUGUUUUCGGUCUGGAAGAGAUAUCCAUACCUAUGCUACUUUUCUUGAAAGUAAUUCCUAGCAUUCCUGACAAGUAUAAUACAAAGGAAAUAGUUGAAAUCAUACAAUAUGCUUUUCAGAAUUAUCAAGCUAAUGCAGUGAAAAAAUAUAUCAUAAAUAGAAGAAUUUUUCCAGCGGCAAACUUUACAUGUAAAUUACUAGAUGAACUCUACAGCUUUGAUGUUUCCUUCCCCUGUAAACUAAGAGAGGAAGCAACGUUAUCCAACUAUUUUUUGCACCCCAAUUUAAGGGAAUUUGAAGAGAUAUUAAGCGAAAUUGGUCUAAAGUCAACUCUAAGUGAAGAGCUUUUGAUUAAACUUUUUCAAUAUGUUGUAAGAAAUAAUGACUUUGCUUUAAGUAAAAGUCUUCAAAAUUACAUAAUUAAAAAGAAUAUAUCAAUUAAUUCAGAAUUAAAGUGGAUAAGUGAUAUUGAAAUUCACCCUGAAAAUUAUCCCAAUGGGAUUAAUUGGUUUGGUGGGAAGAAAUGUCUGUAUGAUCGACAUUCUGUUUUUAGUGAUAAUCAUUCCUUGUUGGUUGGAGGUGUAAAACCAGUUAUUCCUGACAAGCUCUACCAUUUGUUAAAUUGUGAUUCUACUUUGUCGUUUGACAUUGUAAAUAAGCAAUUUCAAGUUCUCCAGUUACAAAUACGUCAAUUAAGAGGCAAAAAUAUGGAAAAAGCGGAAAACAUAAUCAAAAUACUUUACAAACAGAUUAAUGCCUCUAAUGAUUGGGUGUCCGAGUUCAAGGACCAACAAUGUGCCUGGACAGGAAAGGAAUUUGUUCAUCCUACAAAAUUCAUUAUAAAUAAUGGAAAUAUUCAACUAGAACCCUAUCGAUUCUAUAUUCCCAAUAAUUUUGUAGAAUUCAAAGAAUUCUAUUUAAAAUGCGAUGCAAAAGAAGACCUGGAUUGUAUAAAUGUACUAAUAGAUAUCAGUAAAAAUCCGCCUUCAAGCUGUAAAAAUGGUAUUCGCAUAUGUUCAGAUAUUUUGAACUCUAUUCAAGAUACUAAUUCCUACGAAUUAAAGGAUAUAAUGAUUCCAGUGGAAACAACAGAUUCAUGUACUUUUUCUAUGAAACCGCUGAGCAGAUGUACACAAGCAGCUAUUUCAAACUUUACUGGAGUAGACGAUGAUUGUUACAUCAUAGAAUUUGACGAAAAUAGAUUCAGUUACAUUCUUCAUAAUCAACUAAGACUUAGCGAGGAUACAAAAAAUAUAUUAGAUAUUCGUUCCAUGAAUGAAUCUUUAUUGGAAUUUGAAGACUGGACUCAAUCCGAAGAUUUAUGUCGUAGAUUGAAACAAUUGAUUUCAGAAUAUAAAGAUGGAAUUGGGCCAAUUAAAGAGCUUAUACAAAAUGCUGAUGAUGCUAGAGCAACAACCGUCAAAAUCAUGUUCGAUGAAAGAUCCUCAUCUAUUAAAGACGAAAGCAAAUAUUUUAUCGGUCCAUCCGUUUGGGUUUAUAAUGAUGGACUAUUCAGUGAAAGUGAUUUUGACGCAGUUAAAUCUAUAAAUUCUGGCCACAAAGAAUUGAAAAAGUCAACAAUCGGAAAAUUUGGUAUUGGAUUUAAUUCCGUAUAUCAUUAUACAGAAACACCGUCAUUUAUAUCGGGUAACAACUAUGUUCGAUUUGAUCCCCAUGCUCAGUACUCUGGAAGCCUUUCAAAGAAACAAAGAGGAGGUUAUCGAAUAAAAUUGGAUGAAUCCAAAUUAAAACCAUUAAAGAGAUUACUAUCACCUUUUGAAGGAAUAUUUGGUUGUAAAGUUCCAUCACAAUGUAGAUUUGAUGGAACGCUAUUUAGACUUCAAUUGAGAAGUCGUGAACAAGCUUUUCAAUCUUUAAUUUCUAAAAUAUCAUACGAUUCCGAAAAUAUAGAAGAACUAAUACAGAUUGUACUUAAUUUCUCUAGUGAUCUUCUUCUAUUUACCCAAUGUAUAUGCGAAUUUCAAAUGUUUCAUAUAAAUGCUUCAGGAGGCAUAAAGGAAAUUAUUAAUAUGAAAAAAACACUUGGCAAUGCGCUUAAUACGAAAGCUCUUCAAAUUGAAAAAAUACCGAAAUGCUUAAGGGAAAAAACAAAUUAUAUCGAAGUAAUACAACAUGCAAAUGUCUUAUUGGAUAACUAUGAUUCACAAACAGUAGUCUUGAUAAACAUAGAUAAGAAGGUGGGUUCGGCUUUUAAGUAUUUGAACAAAGGUGAAGGUGACGAAUCAUAUCAAUGGAUUAUUGGACAAAACAAAAUUACAAAUGUCUUACCAGAACUGGAGGAGAGAGGAAGCGUAGCUAUUGGGGGAGUUGCAAUUUGCUUAUCAGAGAAUGUUUCAUAUGACAAUUCCCUGUAUUGUUUCUUGCCGCUUCCUAUUUCUACGGACCUUCCUUUCCAUUUGAAUGGAUCAUUUGCGACAUCACAUGAUCGAAGAAAUAUUAUUAGAAAUACUAAAGGAGAUAGACAUGUAAUUGAACAUGAAUGGAAUAAAUUGCUCUUUGAAAGAGUAAUUCCGUUAGCUCUAAAAGAUACUUUUUCUGCAAUAAAAACAAUAAUUAUAAAUGGUGAAAGCUGUAGAUGGUACGAGCUAUUUCCGACGUUAAAUGUUUAUACUGAUCACUUUAUUGAAAAACUCAUUCGAAUUUUUUAUAGAGAAAUGAUUAAAUCUUCUGAUGGCUGGUUUAUCUUUCAGAUGAACUGGUAUGAACCAAAUGAUAUACGUUUCUUAAGUGAGGAACUAUACAAAUUGGAAGAACUUACAAAUAUUGAUUUAGACACUAUUGCAUUUGAUCUAUUUGAACUGCCAUUUCCUAAAUUGCCUAUGAGUUUACGAAACACUAUUGAAAAAUGCGAAGAAGAAUACUUUAUGAACAGAGUAAUUGAUACCAAAACGUUUUAUUCGAGUCUUGUGGAGAACAGUGAUUCAAUUAACAGCAAACAUUUUGAUUUGAUUAUUAAAAGUGGUCUUGAACAAUUUCCUUCAACGAUAAGUGACAUAUUGGAACGAUCGAAGUGUAUAAGAACAAAACCAAAUGGUAUUUUAAAAUUACCUAAAGAAGUUGUUUUGGAAAAUUCUGAAUUAUCGCCCCUCUUCGAUUUUGAAGAGAAUCGAUUUUGUGAUUGGGAUAAAGAAGACGUCGAAAGUGUGAAAACUGAACUUUCUGCUAUUGGAAUCAUAUCUACUAAACUUAGUGUAGAACAAAUUAUUGAAAGAUGUAAGGUAUUUGAGGAGAAUAGAAAAGAUCCAGACUUUAUUAAUAGAGGACAUUUGAUAUGUUCAGUUAUUCACAAAACACAUUCUUCAGGAACAAUUAUAACCAAUGAACAACUAAAUAAACUAAAGAACAUUUCAUUCAUUCCAAUAAAAGUAAAGUCCGAAAAGUGGGAAUUAGACUGGCACGAUGACGGAUGUACAUAUUUAUAUUCUUCUAAAGCGAUCAGAAAAUGUGAUUUUCGAUUGAUAGCUUUUGUGAAACCAGCUCUAUCAAACCAAGUACCAUUAAGAUUGCCUCAACUCUUGAACAUUGAAGAGGCAUCUGUUGAAGAAGUGUUAGAGAAUGUAAACAUUCUUCAAAAUUGUAAAAUUUCUGAACAAGUAAAGACAAUAUACAAUGAGAUCAUUACUUUUUUAAGUAAAAAAGACUUUAAUUCACAAGAUUUUCCACUUCUUGUUCACCAUAACAAUGGUUUUAAAUUUGAAAAAGAUCAUUCAAAAUGCUAUCGGACCGGUAUUUUUACUAAUCUUGAACCAUUUAUGUUUGAAUGCGUGCGAAACUCCAAUGCUAUCAAAUUUUUAAACAUUCUCCAUGUAAAACAAGAACCUUCAUUCAAUGAUUUCAUUCAAAUUCUGAGCGAAAUCAAGAAGAAAAGUGAUGAGAGUUGUACCUCGAUUUGUGAUGAUGAAGUUAAUAUGAUUAUUUCAAUUCUCAAUGGCUUAAUUGCUGAUAAAACAAAUCUGAAAAAUUUCCUAAUGAAUAACGAUAACCAUAUUUUUGUUCCUAGUACAAACAAUGUUUUGUUAAGCCAUAGAGAUUUAUGUUUUUGCAAUAUUGAUUGGAUUGAUAAAAGUGAACUACAAGUUUGUCAUGAGAAAAUUAGUAUUAAUCUAGCUAAGAAACUAGAAAUUCCAAGUAAUCAAGAUAAAUUCUUUUCUUCAAAAUCUAUUGGAAUAGGAGAAGAAUUCGGUCAGUCAGAGGACUUACUCAGUCGUAUUAGAACUCUUCUUCGAGCAUAUCCAAAUGAUGGAACAAUUAUUAGGGAGAUUAUUCAGAAUGCUGAUGAUGCUGGCGCUACUGAAAUUCAAUUUAUUCUUGACGCAAAUAAGUAUGGAGAUGAGAAAAUAUUUGGAGAUUCGUGGAAACCUUUACAAAAGUGUCCAGCAUUACUCGUCUAUAACAAUGGAAAAUUUCGAAAAGAAGAUUUCGACGGAAUUCAAAGGUUAGGUGAAGGAAGCAAGAAGGAUGAUGUAACUAAAGUUGGAGAAUUUGGUGUUGGUUUUAAUUGUGUAUAUCAUUUAACUGAUGUACCUAUAAUUGUUGCUAAUCAUGAAGAGAGAGGUCCAGUAUUUUGUGUAUUUGAUCCUCAUCGUUCUUAUUUUCCGAAAGCAGAAAAUUUUUUAAAGCCAGGGCGAAUGAUAAGUUUAAAAGAUAUGAAUUCAUAUUCUGAUGUUUUACAGACACUGCCCCAAGAAUUUGACCUAGAAAACGGAGUUCUAUUCAGAUUUCCACUUAGAGAUAAUAAAAUGGCCAACAGGUCCAAACUGUCUGAUCGACCAUUGCGUUUUAAAGAAGCAGAAAAAAUUUUAGAAGAUCAUUUUCAUAAAACUGUAAAAGAAUCUUUAUUUUUCUUGAAUAAUAUUCAAAAGAUUGUAUUUAAAAAGAAGAUUGGCGAUUCAUAUGAGAAUAUAUCUUGUAUAUCAACUUCAAGGGAACCGUUUAGUAAGAAGAGCCAGCAAACUAAUUUCACUCAAGAAGUUUAUAAUAAUGAUCGUUUUGAUCCUCUUUCUUUAUGCUAUUAUCUCAAAAUAAGUGAUUCAAAGAAAUAUGAAAAAUGGUUAAUUUAUCGUUCAUUUGGUUUUAGGGAAAUCGAUAAUUUGCCAAGCGAUUUAAGUAAUGAAAAGUUUAAUCCUGAAGCUGGUGUUGCUCUUCCAAUCAAAUUGGAAACUUCGGAGGGAAUAAAGAAAAAGAUAUUUUGUCAUCUACCUUUACCUAUUGAAAGUCAUAUGCCUGUUCAUAUUAAUGGACGUUUUUAUUUAGACCAUGAAAAUCGAAGAGCUAUCCGAAAAAAUGAAGACUCAGACAAUGCAAUUGAAGUUCGAUGGAACUUGUACGUUUUCAAUAAACUAAUAGGCUAUUGCUAUGCUAGAAUUAUUGAAAAAUUAAAAAUUUUAGUUACGGAAAAAGAAUUGACUUUCAAUAAUUUUUAUAGUUUUUUCCCAAAAUUACACAAGGAAGAUACUUUCAUUAAGGGAGUGUGUGAAGGCUGUAUGAGUUACUUAAAGAAGAGUAAAAUAUUUGCUUUUGAAUCCUCAAAUUCCGCAAUAGAAUGGUUGUCAUACAAUGAACAUAAUAAGAAUUAUCUGUUAUAUUUUCAAUUUGAUCGUAAAUCAGUCGUUAAUAUAUUAAAAGAUAUUGGUAUGAAAAUAACAGAAGUACCUACAACGUUAAAAGAAGAAUUUGCAGCAGGUCAUAUGGAUAUUUAUGAAGUGAAUGAAACUGAAGUUGUCAAAUUUUUACUAUCGAAAUACCAUUGUUUUGGUAAACUUCCUCUUCAUAUCACCGAGACACCCUUUAUGAAAGUACAACGGUUAGAGAGUGUUAUUAAAUUUAUCGAUACGGAAUUUGAAUCAAAGCAUAAUAAUCAGAAGAAAUGUGACAGCAAAAAUGAUGAUUUAGAGAGGUUGCCUUUAUUUUUGAACGAAGAAGAUGAGUUAGAUGUAUUCGAUCCAUAUAAUUUGAUAAUAGCAACAGAAUACACUCUGUUAUUUCAAAAUAUGAAAGAGAAUGUUGUAAACAAGAAAAUCAUUAAAACAAGUUUGAUUUAUAAACUUAAAAAAACGGGAGUAGUACGAGAAGCCACUACGGAUUUGUUAGCUCAAUAUAUAGUCGAUAAUAUCCCAGAAGAACUUGACAAAUCAAAACAGAUUGUAGAAUAUCAUGAGAAAUAUGAAGAAUAUAUUGCCAACUUCUGGAAAUGGGCGAAAGAUCAACACAAGGGAUCACUAGUAGCAAUUACAGCAAUUUUACAGCAAUUUUCAAAUUAUUCCCUUCUACCUUGUAAAUCCAGUGACAAAAUUUACAUUAUCCCUUUAAAGUAUCAUAAAGCAAUUUGUUCGGAAAAUAAUGACAUGAUUACAAAGUUGAAUAUUUUUCAACGAGACAACAAUAAGGUGGAAUUUAACCAAUACAUUCCAGAUUUAAUUUAUACCAAAAAUGAUAACAUUUCUGAUUUUAUUUUGUGUUUGACAUUAUAUGAUGGGGAUAUUCUGCCGAAGCUGAAUUAUCAAAACUUGGAAAAGGAAGAGUUAAGAAAAAUAUUUCGUUGGGUUUUAGAAAUUGAAAAAGACGCUGAUAAUACUAAGCUACUUCAUCUACCCGUUUUCGAAACGAUUGGUGGAAAAUAUACAUCUUUAUUUGAAAAGCAUAUUUAUACGUUGAAAACCUGCGCGUAUCUAGAUUUUACAAAUGAAAAUUCAUGGAAACCUAAUGAUAUUCACAUUUUAGACUAUAAAGUUUACAAGACAAGUAAUAUUUGGAACAAUUUACUUAAGUACAAAGCGAAACUUGUUUCACCGCUAUUUUUCUUUGAGAAAUAUAUUUUAAAAAAAUUUCCUGAUCUUGAAAUAGAGGAACAAAUUAAACAUUUACGUAAUUUAUCAACGUGUCUGAAACUCGAACAAGAAAUUAAUGAAGCGAAAUAUUACACUGAAAGUCUGAAAUCCAUUGAAUUUGUUCAAUGUUUAGAUGAAAAAUAUCGGAAACCAUCAGAUACAUUUAGUAUGAAUAUGAGUAAACUUGCAGACAAAUUUGAUUUCAAAAGAAUCCCAAUUUAUAAAAAGAUAUUAUCUGAAACAGAUAGUCACUAUUAUAACUCUUUGAAUUGUUUGGAGGAACUUUUGAUAGAUUUAGGAAUGAAAGAGAUUAUUUCAUCUGAUAUUUGUCUUGGAUUCUGUGAAAUAGCUUCAAAAAAUCCCGAACAGCAAUACGAUGUGCAAAUACUUCAAUUCCUUUUCUACAGUGAUAUAUCUGAAUGGCCUGCCUCUCAGUUAGACAAGGUUAUCAAUUAUCCUUUUAUUUAUCCUGCUAAAGUCAAAAACGAAUAUGAAAAGUUGAGCAAAUGUACUAAAACUCUAAUUUCAAUCAAUAAUUCAUAUCUAAAUACUAAAGAGGCAAAAUAUGCAUUGUUUUGGACAGCUUUUCCAAUGCUUCCGUAUAUCGAUACAAUAUCAAUUGAAAAUUUUCCUAAAUUUAAAACUUUAAACGUUAAAACUAAAGUUUCCAUUACAGAUUUGAUUGAACAUCUGAAAAAUUUAAAUGUAAUUUUGAGGGAAAAAAUAGAAAAUGACUGUGACAAAGUUAAAAUGAUAUUUGAAAUAUAUGGUUAUAUUUUUAAAUAUUUAAGUGAAGUUAAAGAAUCAAAAGAAGACGUCAAAAAUAUUCUACGUGUACCGAUCCCCGAUGACGAUAAUAAUGCAAUAAUUGAUAUGAUCAAAAUACAGAAUUUAUACGAAGACAAAGAUAAUUACAAUAUUCCUGGAUAUUUUUGUAAGAGACCAGAAUACUUGUUUCCACAUCAAUCAUUAUUAUAUGAAAUGGGACUAGUGAAGAAGGUUGAACCUCAAAUUUUAUGUAAUAUUAUGAGUGAAAUUUAUGAAUAUACUAAUCAGGGUAAUGUUCCUUUAAAUGAAAAAAAUUUACAUGCAGCUAAGUCAGCAAUAAAAUAUCUUCAAUUCAUCAUUCAAAAUCGAAAAAUUGAUCAAAUUGAAUCACAGCUGUAUCUGAUAACAAGAGAUGAAAAUGGUAAAUACUUUUUAAAACCUUCGCAGGAGCUUUAUUUUAUUGAUAUAGAAAUUCACAAACAAUUAGAAGCAAAACUGAUAAAUUAUAAAAUUAUCGUAUGUUUUGACUUGAAUUUAUCAAAAGCUUUCUUUGGUCGCUGGAAUAAAAAAUUUUUGCCUAAAAAUAUAUCAGAACUUGUUGAAGAAACAAUUGAAAGUUUCAAUGAGUGCUCGUCUAAUUGUAGCUCUGUUGGUGAUUUCUGGAAAGAUCGUUUGAGGUCUCUGCUAUUAAAAACAGCUCUAACUUCAAUUCUUUGUCAAAUUGGUGUUGAAAGUACUAAAGAAAAAUAUCUGAAAAGAUUAUCAAAUAUUGAGAUCAAAUUAGUAUCAAACUUGAUUAUUUCGUUGCGUUUUGCAGCUAAAAAACAUAAAAAAAGCCACAGCUACUUCAUCGAUAAUAGAAAUGAGCAGAUUGUAAUUUACCUAAAUGUGGAUUUUAAAAAUGAGGUAUUGAAAAUUGAUUUUAGAGAACAAGCUAAACAGUUGGCAAAGUACAUUUUGUUCGAUUUAAAAGUUGACGAAGAAAGGGUUGUACACGUUUUCUUCGACUGUCUUUACACGCAGAAUGUAAACGAUAUACAGAAAAUAUUAGAAGAAAAUGGCUUCAGUUUACAAUACUGUAAUGAAUAUGAUAGCCUAUCCUGUAGAAUCUUGCUCGAAGGAGAGAUUUUAGAACUGUUUUUCCUAAGAUCAGAGUUCCAAAAAAAUGAAGUAGUAGUAUUUCAGGAAACAACCAGUUUAAGUCGUUUUCUCCCUAAAAACGCUAGUGAUGAAAAAUAUGAAGCUAUAUUUUAUGUUAGUCAGGUUAUUGAAAUUUUUUCAACCGAUAAAGACAAUAUCUGGAAUAAUGAAUACAUUAUUGAAUAUCAACCGCAAAAGCAUAUAAAAGUAAAAGGAUACGAGCUGUUUUACAUCAAAACGGAUACUAACAAAGAAAUAAUUGAUAAUUAUGUAAAAAAUUCUGAAAAAGAAUCAGUGGAAAAAGAUCUGUUACUAUUAAAACUAUUUGAUACAGAAGUACAAAAAAAGUGUAUAAUUGAGACAUUCUUCAACUGGUUGGAAGAAAAACAUAAUGACAACUAUAAAGCUAAAUGCGCGAAGAUGAAAACAGUCAUUCAUGAAAUUGUAAAGCUUAAUUUUACACAGGAAGUAAUAGAAUUUAUUGAAGAAAAACUGGAAAUUACCGCAAAAGAAAGAAUUAAGGCACACCAAACGUUCCAAUCGAAAAUAGAACUUUUAUCAAAGAAUCAAGGAUUUAAUAAUUCACAGUAUUAAGAAUAUAUUUAAAUGUUUUUCUUGUUUAUAAGUAAUUAAUCUUUUUUAGUUCUUGCCUGUUUUAUCGCAGCUGUGAAGAACCCAGCCCCCUUUCUGCUAAACAGUAUAUUCAAUUAGCUAAGGAAGACUUGCAAGCAGUUCCAAACGAUUAUGCCUACGAUCAUAUAGCGAGCCGAUGGGCACUAUAUAAAUGUCAUCAAGCUUGUGAAAAGGCUCUUAAAUCUCUCAGAUUCCUAAAUUCUUCAGACAACUCUCACAGUCACAGUUUAAGCGCUUUAAUGCCUUUUGAUGUGCCAGAUGAUAUUAGAGAAGCUGUAAAUACAGUGACCAGAUUCAUAUGUGAUCCAUCCAGUUUAAGAUAUUCUUUACGGAACAAUUCGGAAACUGUAGAGACUAUUCUAUUAAUUGAGAAGAAGAUUCGUAUAGUUGUAGACUAUGCACAAGAGAAGAUAAAAAAUUUUAAAUAGACCAUAAUCCUAACCAAAAGACAUUUAUUCGUUUAAAACAGUAGUUUUAUUAAAAACGCUUUUAUUGUAUCAAAUGAUGAAUAAUCGAAAAUAUUUCCUUUGAAAAAUAAAUUUUUAGCAUAGACACAU
Molecule: messenger RNA, 12537 nt
Organism: Dimorphilus gyrociliatus
Lineage: Eukaryota; Metazoa; Annelida; Polychaeta; Dinophilidae
Source: the annotation of a GenBank genome assembly